Chenopodium quinoa (quinoa) is the source of this 3126-nucleotide messenger RNA. RefSeq names its product zinc finger BED domain-containing protein RICESLEEPER 2-like. Lineage: Eukaryota; Viridiplantae; Streptophyta; Magnoliopsida; Caryophyllales; Amaranthaceae. The transcript has 2 exons. Gene Ontology annotation, molecular function: DNA binding. Bases 1060 to 2343 code for a protein of 427 amino acids. The record is from RefSeq and is a predicted model, not a curated record.
UGAGAAUGGGGUUGGAGGAGGAGAAAGAAAAAAAAUUAGGGAUGAGAGUAAUUUAGUUAAGGUUGGGGUUUAAUUUAAUAUAAUCAGAUUUGUAUUUUAAUAAGAUUGAUUUUAAAAAAAUAGUAAGGAUAAAAUGGUAAAUUUAACCGUAAAAACUUACCAUAAAAAGAAAGAAAAAAAUUACAAGUAAUGUAAACCAUCUAAAAAUGACAAAAGUUACGAGUAACAAGAAUCGAAGGUAGUAUAUAAAAAAAAAUACUUCGUGAUAAUAAUGAUGAUAAUAAUAAACCUCGACCCAUAUAACAUUAGUAAGCCCAAACCCAAUCCCAAUAGCCCAAAUCUGCCAAACUCCCUGAGACCCUCAGUCCCUCAUUACUAUUCACUAGAAACCCUCAAUCAUUUCAGCCGUUUCACUCAAUCACUCAUCAUUUUUACUCAAUUUUCAUUUUCUCUGUCAUUAACAUUUUCCCUCUUUUGACUCUCUUCAUCUAGUCAUUGCUGCUCUGGUUCGUCUCAUUGUUGCUUCGUCUGACUGCCAUUUUCAUCUCACUGAAUAGUAAAAUACUCGCUUGUUAGGAUGGAAGAUGGAAAAAUUGGUGCUCCAGACAAAGUAUCCGUUGCCUCGAAAAAACCUAAAAUCAAACGAAAGAGGAUGAUAGAUCAGUCUGAGAUAUGGGAGCACUUUGAUAUGGAGAUGACGGAAUAUAGCAUUCGAGCCACUUGUAAGUUUUGUAAAGUCUAGUACAACUACAAGUCUACAAUUCCAAUAAAAAUGGAACUAGUCCUUUAUCUAAUACACCUAAUGACUCUAAAACUAGAGAGGUUGUUAUAUACACCCGUAUAUCGUAUUUAGAGGGUGUUAUAUACACCCGUGUAUCGUACACCCAUGGGUAUUUGUUCUCAAAAAUUAAACUUAGAUUAGUUGGGUGUACGAUAACAAAUUCUACUAAAACUAAGCAAAGUUUGCUAUCUUUUGUAGAUCCUACCAAAACUGCAGUCACAAGUGGAUUGUUUUAUCAUAAAUUUGACCCUGAUGGACUUAGGAAAGCCUUGUCUUUCAUGUUGAUUGUUGAUCAACUUCCUUAUAAGUUUGUUGAGGGCGAAGGUUUUAGAUUUUUUUGUAAUAUGAUGGACCCUAGAUUUCAAGUGCCUUCUUGGCAAACAGUGGCAAGAGAUUGCUUUGAGAUGUAUUUGGUUGAGAAGAAAAGGCUUAAAAGUGUCCUUAAAAAUUGUAAUUCGAGGGUCUGUUUAACUACUGAUGCUUGGACUUCUAUACAACAAAUUAAUUACAUGUGUUUGACUGCACAUUUUAUUGAUAAUGAUUGGAAACUUCAAAAAAAAAUUCUCAACUUUUGUUCCGUUACAAGUCAUAAGGGUGAGGAAGUUGGUAAAAUGAUAGAGAAAUGUUUGCUUGAGUGGGAGAUUGAUAAUAUUUUGGCUAUCACUGUCGAUAAUGCCAGCUCCAAUGACAUUGCCAUUGCAUACAUGAAAAGAAAGAUUAAUGAAUGGAAAACUAGAGUUCUUAAUUGUCGUUACUUGCAUAUGCGUAGUGUGGCUCAGAUCAUUAAUUUUGUUGUUUGUGAUGGCAUGAAAUUUGUUCAUGAGUCCAUCACUCGUGUAAGACACGCUGUGAGGUUUAUUAAGCAGUCACCUACACGAUUGUUGAAGUUCAAGAAGUGUGUUGAAGAUGAAAAAAUUGCUAACAAAAAAUUGUUGUGUCUAGAUGUGCCUACAAUGUGGAAUUCAACUUUUUUGAUGUUAGAUGCUGCUCUUUCUCUUGAGAAUGCUUUUGAAAGAUAUGCAGAAGAGGACCCUCAUUAUGUGAUUGAACUAUGUGAGAGGGAGGGGAAUGGGCGUCCCACAUUUGAUGAUUGGAGUAAUGUUAGAAGGUUUUCUGAAUUUUUAGGAAGCUUUUAUGAGCUAACUUUGCGUGUUUCUGGAACUUCAUAUGUGACUUCAAAUUUAUUUUUCCAUGAACUUGUCAAUGUUUCUUCCCUUUUGAAAGAGUUGUGUGCUUCUGAUGAUCCUGAAAUGUGUUCUAUGGCUCUUAAAAUGAAGGACAAAUAUGACAAGUAUUGGGGUAAUCCUGAAAAAAUAAACAUGUUGAUUUUUAUUGCUGUGGUACUUGAUCCUCGCUACAAACUUGAUUAUGUUGAGUGGAUGAUAAAAGAAAUUUAUGAUGAGUAUAUUGCUCUUAAGUUGGUUAAGAAUUUAAGGGAAACUUUAAAUGCUUUGUAUGAGGAGUAUCGGGUCUUACCUCCAAAUAAUAUUAAUAAGGAGAAAAUUUCAAGUAGUAAGGAUGAAACCUUUACUCCAUACGGUGAAGCUCGUAACCAGUCUUGAGUGCAAAUCAAACUCUCGACAACUUUGGGACUUAGUGAACUCCUAAAUGGAUCGAGAACUCUCCCAUCGGUACUAAAGGCACUUUCAGAAGCAACUGUGGAGAUGGGGUAUGCUAACACAUCACGAGCUAUUCUUUUCAUGGUGGGAAACCUUUGACCAUUCAACUUCCACCACCCUAAAAUAUCAAAUUCCUCAAAGUCCUAUGUUUCUUCAUCCAAAUACUUGUCUAGCUCCAUCUUAGAUUCUCCUUUUCUUUCACAUUUUUGUUUCCUAUACUUACUCUUCAAUGCCUCAACUUUCUUUUGAGUGGAAAGAUUAGUUUCUCUUCUAUUUGAUGCAAAGCAUGAAAGUGACUAGUUAUGCUAAAGACUAUUAUUUAUUUGUCUUGAUUUGGUUUCUCUAUGCAAUGUGAAGAGUGUUUCUUUAACUUAAUGAAUUGAUGACGUGAGUGAUUGGUUAUUUUAGAAGAAACUAUUGAGGAUAAGUUAAAUAAAUUUAACUUGCCUAGAGUUCUCCUAUCUUUUUAUGGAGUGUGUUUCCUAAUAUUUUUUCUAAAGUCUUUUCAAUGUUUAAGGCUAAAUUUGUGAGUAAAGGUCUUAGUUGGAUGACUUAAUUAUUUCGGAUCUUUAAUCUUUGAUGACUCCAAACUGAAGUAGUUUCAUUUUUCAAAUUUGAAUCCAAUCCAAAACAAAAUCUGUACCUUUAACAUUGAAAUUCAAAAGUCGAACAUCACCUGCAAAAUUCCUACAAUCAUCUAUUGUUAACUACAUUCUUUGGGAGAGA